Messenger RNA from Stomoxys calcitrans (stable fly), 640 nucleotides. RefSeq lists its product as uncharacterized. The record is from RefSeq and is a predicted model, not a curated record. Bases 1 to 531 code for a protein of 176 amino acids. The transcript is spliced from 3 exons. NCBI's taxonomy places the organism in Eukaryota, Metazoa, Arthropoda, Insecta, Diptera, Muscidae.
AUGGAUAUCACAGAUCCUCAGAAAAAAUUAAAUAUACUAAUUGAACGCUGCCAAGAAAUAAGCCAGGAGAUAGGAAAUAUUCUUAAAGAUAAAAAAGAAAAUUUAGAAAAGCAAGCACAGCUGAAAAAAAAUCUGCAAGAUGUGCAAGAAAAAGUUGAAGCCGCCCAUGUGGAGGAAGCCGCCUUGGAGGAUAGAAUACAAGCUGCCGUAGGUGGUCCAAACGAAAACGGAAGAGAUUUUGUUCAAAAAAUGUGUCUUUUGCUAGGUUACCAAAUGUCCAAUUGUCGACUUUUGCCCUCGCCAAAUGGCGGUGUUCAAAGAAAGCUUUUGUAUGCAAGUAAUUGUAGUGUUACCUACAAUGAAUUUAAUCGAAUGUUGUAUGAGCUCGUUGACGUGCAUCCGCCUCAUCCGGAAUUUGCAGAGAUUCGACAAUUCUUGCAAGAUUCGCAAGACUUAAAAGGUUUGUUGACAAGUUUAAAAAAGUUUUUCGAUCAAAUUACAACGGAGAAUAGUGAGAACGAAAUUUUAUAAAAUUUUCCAACCAAGGCCUGUAUACAGAAUAUACUGUUUUUUUAUGAAGUACUGAAGAAAAUAUCUGGAACUAUUCUUAAAGUAAAAAUAACACCUAUACGAAUCUAAA